AUGCUUUUGCCUUCGUUUUCACUUCACACUAUUGAGUCCAUUGCAUGUUUUUUCCCUCUUUCAGGGUCUCUUGUUCUUGAUCAAAAAGACAAAGCGGAUCUGCUUCCCACUCCAUCCUCUGACAGUACUUCUUCAACUCCGGCUCCUUCGGCCAAUGCAUUAUCAAAUCCCAGUGACAACUUCAUCGACCGAGCCUACUUUUCAGCUCCAGCCGACUCAGAAGCCUCUGAUCCUCAUUCGGCUUCACUUCUAGCGCGAGCCUCUUCAGGAAUUCAGUAUGAAAAGCAUCAGACCCGACCAAUUUCACAUUCACCCCAUCCUGCCAGCUCGCCGCCCCCCAUUCGCGCUUCUUCCUCCGAGCCCACCUCCACAAUCAAGUGCCCCUCCCCCAUAAUCUUCAGACCAACCCCUCGCCAAACCUCUCCUGUUAUAGUUAAUAAGACGUACAAGCCUUCAACUCCCCAAAUCCCUCGUACGGCGGCAGACGUCAGACGGCAGGUGCGCGAGGCUCUUGGAUACAAAGGUGAACCUGAUCCGUAUUCAUUUCUUGUGAUUGCAAUUUCGACUUUUUUUGUAUAA
Protopolystoma xenopodis is the source of this 579-nucleotide messenger RNA. The record is from the annotation of a GenBank genome assembly. Lineage: Eukaryota; Metazoa; Platyhelminthes; Monogenea; Polystomatidea; Polystomatidae.